Sphenostylis stenocarpa is the source of this 1290-nucleotide messenger RNA. The record is from the annotation of a GenBank genome assembly. Lineage: Eukaryota; Viridiplantae; Streptophyta; Magnoliopsida; Fabales; Fabaceae.
AUGCCGGAGAUCGACCAGGCGGCGGAUGAGAACACCGCCCUGUUCGGAAAGUACGAGCUCGGGCGAGUCCUCGGGUGCGGCGCCUUCGCGAAGGUGCAUUACGCGCGGAACGUGCAGACGGGGCAGAGCGUGGCCGUGAAAAUCAUCAACAAGAAGAAGCUCAAUGGAUCGGGACUCGCCGGAAACGUGAAGCGCGAAAUCUCGAUCAUGAGCAGGCUCCAUCAUCCUAACAUCGUGCGUCUCCACGAGGUUCUCGCCACCAAAACCAAAAUCUACUUCGUCAUGGACAUCAUCCGCGGCGGAGAGCUCUUCGGCAAGAUCUCGAAGGGUCGCUUCUCGGAGGAUCUCAGCCGGAAGUACUUUCACCAGCUGAUCUCUGCCGUCGGCUACUGCCACUCGCGCGGUGUCUUCCACCGCGACCUCAAGCCGGAGAAUCUCCUCCUUGAUGAGAACGGCGAUUUGCGGGUCACCGACUUCGGGUUGAGUGCUCUCAGGGAUCAGAUCCGACCGGACGGGUUACUCCACACACUUUGCGGAACCCCUGCUUACGUGGCACCCGAGAUAUUAAGCAAAAAAGGUUAUGAUGGUGCCAAAGUCGAUGUUUGGUCAUGCGGCGUCGUUUUGUUCGUCCUCGUCGCGGGUUACUUACCGUUUAACGACCCGAAUUUGAUGGUAAUGUACAAGAAGAUUUACAAGGGUGAGUUCCGGUGCCCGCGGUGGACAUCGCCGGAGCUCCGGCGAUUUUUGGGGAGGCUGUUAGACACCAACCCGGAAACGAGGAUCACGGUGGACGACAUGAUCCGUGACCCUUGGUUCAGAAAAGAGUACAAAGAGAUAAAAUUUAACGAGGAGGAUUACGCGUCCGGGUCCGGUAUCGGGAUCGGAUCGAAAGAGGAUCGGGUCAUGAAUUUGAACGCUUUUGACAUAAUUAGUUUCUCUUCGGGUUUGGAUUUGUCGGGGCUGUUCGGGGAAGCCGGCAAGGGGGACCGGUUGGUGACGCGGAAGUCGCCGGAGCUGGUGCUGGAGACGGCUGAGGAGGCGGGAGGGGCGGCGGAGAUGGAGGUGCGGUGGAAGAAGGAGUGCGGGGUGGAGUUAGAAGGACUGAAUGGGAGGUUCAGGUUUGAGGUGGAGGUUCACCGGCUAUCAGCGGACCUCACGGUGGUGGAAGUCCGGAGGAGGGGCGGAGACGCCGUUGCGUUCAGAAGUGUGUGGGAGGAGAGGUUGAAGCCUUUGUUGCUCGGAGGUGCAACGACGUCGUCUGACAGCAAAGUGGCACAAGAACAAACUUAG